AUGGCUGUACCACCAAGAUUUCCUGGUAUGAUUCCAGCUUAUGGUGUUCAAAUUCCACAAAUGACACCAAUGAUGCCUUUUCCAAAUCCCUAUUUUAUGCCUAAUCCUAUCAUGGCUGCAGCUGCUGCACAAAGAAUGGCGGCGCCACCCGCGCCACAACCUAAGCCCUCUGAAAAACCGCCUGUUACUACAGUUUUUGUUGGUAAUAUAAAUGAAAAAUGUGGAAACGAACUAAUACGCGCUAUUUUGACGGAAUGUGGUGCAGUUGCAACAUGGAAACGCAUUCAAGGUUCAAAUGGAAAAUUUCAAGCAUUUGGUUUUUGUGAAUUUGAAAGUCCAUUUGGUACAAUGCGAGCUUUACGAAUUUUGCAUGAUUAUCCACUUGCCGAGAAAAAAUUAGUAGUCAAAAUUGACGACAAAACACGAACAAUGGUUAAAGAUUAUGUUGCCAGAAAACGUGCGGAGAAAAAUUUACCACCUGAAGCUUUAGCAUCUGAUGAAAUGCCAGCAGAUGAAGAUAAUGUUGCUGACGAUGAAGAAAUACGACAGAAAAUCCAGACAUUAAUUGAAAAAGAUGCACCAGAUUUGAUGCCCAUAGAAGAUGGUGAACUGGCAGAAAAAACUCGGUCCCCAGCUUUGGAAAAGGGAAAGGAUCGAGCACGAAAUCGAAGUGUCGAAAAACGAAAGGAAAGAAAGGCUAAACGCAUAUUGUUGGGAUAA
Messenger RNA from Cercopithifilaria johnstoni, 720 nucleotides. NCBI's taxonomy places the organism in Eukaryota, Metazoa, Nematoda, Chromadorea, Rhabditida, Onchocercidae. The record is from the annotation of a GenBank genome assembly.